UGCCCGUCCUCCCCUCCCGCCGCCGCCGGCCGCUGUCAGGAUGAGGCGGAGGAGGCGGCGGCCCGGCCCGGCCGCUCCCGUCUCUCUGCCCGUGGCGUAGCGGUCCCCGCCCGGAGGAGGCCGCGGCGGUGCCGCCCGUCGAGCCAUGGCCCAGCCGGGCCCCAGCGCCCAGACCGAAGAUGCUCUUCUACAACGGGUAGCAGAAUUGGAAAAGGUCAAUGCAGAAUUUCUGCGCACAAAGCAGCAACUUGAGCAAGAAUUUAAUCAAAAGAGAGCAAAAUUUAAGGAGUUAUACCUGGCUAAGGAAGAGGACCUGAAAAGACAGAAUGCAGUGCUGCAGGCAGCCCAGGAUGACCUGGGCCAGCUGCGGACCCAGCUGAUGGAGGCCCACGCUGAAAUGGAGAACAUCAAGGCCAUAGCCACAGUGUCAGAGACCACCAAGCAGGAGGCCAUCGAUGAGGUCAAGAGGCAGUGGCAAGAAGAAGUGGCUUCCCUCCAGGCCAUCAUGAAAGAGACUGUCCGUGACUAUGAGCUGCAGUAUCACCACAGGAUGGAGCAGGAGCGAGCUCAGUGGAGCCAGUACCGAGAGAACAUGGAGCGGGAAAUUGCAGAGCUGAGGAGGAGACUGUCUGAAGGCCAGGAGGAGGAAAACCUAGAAAAUGAAAUGAAAAAGGCUCAGGAAGAUGCUGAGAAGCUGCGCUCGGUUGUGAUGCCCAUGGAGAAAGAGAUUGCAGCCCUAAAGGAGAAACUGGCAGAAGCUGAAGAAAAAAUAAAAGCAGCAUCAGAGGUUAAAGAACUGAAUCAUUAUUUAGAAGCUGAGAAGUCAUGUAGGACAGACUUGGAGAUGUAUGUGGCUGUUCUCAACACACAAAAAUCAGUCCUGCAAGAAGAUGCAGAGAAGUUGAGGAAGGAGCUGCAUGAAGUUUGCCAUCUCCUAGAGCAAGAGAGGCAGCAGCACAACCAGCUGAAACACACGUGGCAGAAAGCCAAUGACCAGUUCCUGGAGUCCCAGAGGCUGCUGAUGAGGGACAUGCAGAGGAUGGAAAUUGUGCUCACCUCAGAGCAGCUCCGGCAGGUGGAAGAGCUGAAAAAAAAGGAUCAGGAAGAAGAUGAUCAGCAAAGGCUUAGCAAGAGAAAGGAAGAGAAGCAAAAAGAUUCAGAUGAUGAAACAAAGGCUUCAUGUUCUCUGGCCCCUGAAGAAACCCUUACCCAGCUCUCUAAUGAAGAGGUGCAUGUGAAUAGCACCCAUGGCUCAGUCCAUUCCCUGGAUGCAGACUUGCUUCUUUCCUCUGGCGAAUCCUUCAAUAAACCAGACACUGAUAUGUUUAAAGAUGGACUUAGGAGAGCACAGUCAACAGACAGUCUGGGCACAUCUGGAUCCUUACAGUCCAAAGCUUUAGGGUACAACAACAAAGCAAAAUCUGCUGGGAACCUGGAUGAGUCAGAUUUUGGACCACUUGUUGGAGCAGAUUCAGUGUCUGAGAACUUUGAUACGGCUUCCCUUGGAUCCCUGCAAAUGCCCAGCGGGUUCAUGUUGACCAAAGAUCAGGAAAAAGCAAUCAAAGCAAUGACACCAGAGCAAGAAGAGACUGCUUCCCUGCUCUCCAGUGUCACCCAGGGCGUGGAAAGUGCUUAUGUGUCCCCCAGCGGGUACCGCCUGGUCAGCGAGACUGAGUGGAACCUGCUGCAGAAGGAGGUGCAGAAUGCAGGGAACAAGCUGGGCAGGCGCUGUGACAUGUGCUCCAAUUAUGAGAAGCAGUUGCAAGGGAUCCAGAUCCAGGAGGCUGAGACCAGAGACCAGGUGAAAAAGCUGCAGGUGAUGCUGAGGCAAGCUAAUGACCAGCUGGAAAAGACAAUGAAAGAUAAACAGGAAUUGGAGGAUUACAUGAAACAAAGUGCUGAAGACUCCUCUAAUCAGAUCUCCUUGCUCAUGGCCAAGUGUCAGAAGUCAGAGAACUUCCUCAGUGAGCUGCAGCAGGCAUUUCUGCAAGCCAAGAGAAGUGUCCAGGAGCAAAUGGCUGUCCUGACACAGUCAAGGGAGCAGGUUUCAGAAGAGUUGGUGAGACUGCAAAAAGAUAAUGAAAGUCUUCAAGGAAAACACAGCUUGCAUGUGUCCUUACAGCAGGCUGAAGAUUUCAUUCUACCAGAAGCAACAGAGGAGCUCCGGGAGCUGAUCCUCAAGUACAGGCAGGACAUCAUCAGUGUGAGGACAGCAGCAGAUCACCUCGAGGAGAAGCUGAAGGCUGAGAUCCUCUUCUUGAAGGAACAGAUCCAAGCUGAACAAUAUUUGAAAGAAAAUAUAGAAGAAACUCUACAGCUGGAAAUAGAGAAUUGCAAAGAGGAAAUAGCUUCCAUUUCCAGUUUAAAAGCUGAACUGGAAAGAAUAAAAGUGGAAAAGGAACAGUUGGAAAGUUCUUCACAGGAAAACCUGCAGCAGCUGGAGAGUCUGCAGGAGGCAAAGAAUGCUCUAGAAGAACAGCUGAAGAAGGAGACUGCAGCAAAGGCCAACCUUGAGCAGCUGGUGUUUGAAGAGAAGAACAAAGCCCAGAGGUUGCAGACUGAAUUGGAUGUCAGUGAGCAAGUGCAGAGAGACUUUGUAAAGCUUUCUCAGACACUUCAGGUGCAGCUGGAGAGGAUCCGGCAGGCAGAUUCCCUGGAGAGGAUCCGUGCAAUCCUGAACGACACAAAACUGACGGACAUUAAUCAGCUCCCUGAAACAUGACAGACACCCUGCUGGGCUCCAAGGCUGUGGCUGAGGUUUUUAACUCAUCUUUAUAGCAACAUUAAUUAUUAUUUAACUCUAACCGAGAGAGCAGAAGACAACAGAGGGGAGCAAUGACUUAAGUUUUGUUUCUAGAGGGGAAAAAGGUUUCGUACUGGGCAGGAAGAGAGAGCACAAGGGUGACUUGUAGUGUAGGAAGGAGAAUUUCUAAUGGAAACACUAAUGAGUGCAGUGUUUCGUGUUCCACUGAGUGGGAUCAGUCCUUACAUUCUGAAAAACUUCCCUCUUUCAGCCGACUUCGUAACCUAAUCUAGAGUUUUGGAACAUAAACCCCUGUCUUUCCCUCUGUUCUUUCCCCCACUACUGUGAUCAAAGUAGCUGCUGGAAACUAUUGUCCCUCCAAAACGUUGAAGAGCAAAGUGGUUGAAGUUUUUCUGUUUGAAUAGUCAGUAACAGUAUUCAGCUAGCAGAGAGAAUGAGGUGUAGAGUAUGCUGUAUGAAUAUUUUAUAUUAAAAUAUGACUUUAUUAGCAGGACACUGGAUAUUGAUCUUAUUUCAUAACUCAGUACUUUUUUUUUUAAAACCAUUGGCUCUGUGAAGAAUCUGAAUGCUGCUGAAAUGUGGAUAUGAGUGAGCUGUGUAUCUCCUGAACAGAUAAAUGCUAAUCCUAAAGAAAAAGAA
This is a messenger RNA of Haemorhous mexicanus (house finch), 3403 nucleotides long. RefSeq names its product rabaptin, RAB GTPase binding effector protein 1 (gene RABEP1). The coding region runs from base 146 to 2722 and encodes 858 amino acids. Gene Ontology annotation, biological process: Golgi to plasma membrane transport; endocytosis. Gene Ontology annotation, cellular component: endosome; endocytic vesicle. NCBI's taxonomy places the organism in Eukaryota, Metazoa, Chordata, Aves, Passeriformes, Fringillidae. The transcript is spliced from 18 exons. Gene Ontology annotation, molecular function: growth factor activity; GTPase activator activity. The record is from RefSeq and is a predicted model, not a curated record.